CAGCAACAACACAAAUUCCAACAACAGCAACAGCAAUUAUCACUAUCGCCACCGAGCGUUUCGCAGCAGCAGCAGCACCAACAACUUCAGCACCAGCAUCAGCAGCAGCAGCAACAACAACAAAUUAUCAAUGCUGCUGCCACCGCUACCAACAGUCGCAACAACUUGGCCACCCUAGUUGCGGCCAUCAACAAUGAGAACAACUAUCAGUUAUCAGCGGCAGCAAGCAAUUCGCAAGCCAUAAAUGUCACAUCGCCACCCUCAUACUCAGCUGCCAUAGCGGCUGGCAAUAGCGGAAUUGGCGGUGGUGGUGGCGGUGGCGGUGUUGGUGUUGCGGGCGGCGGCAGCCUCAGCGCUCCCAUACUAGAGGGUCAUAAAACGAAUGCUUCACCAUUCCAAUUUUUAAAUCACUAUCAGGCACAGGAUCUCGCAAAUAUGCCAAAUUCACAGUUGAUGGUUGAGGGUGGCGUCGGCGGUGAGGAGGAUGUGGAGGAAUUGGAUCCACAGCAGCAGUUAUGUGUUGUUGCUAAAAUGCAAAAAUCUGUUACGAUUACCGUUACACCGCAGCGCAGCAACUCGAUGGACUAUUUAAAUUUCGAGGAGAAACGUCAGUUGAUUGCUUCGUCGUUGUCACUAUCGGAUAUUUUGCAUUGUAAUCCAGCUGCGGCUGGCAAGGAGGCGGCUGCCAAUGCUAAUGGUGA
Messenger RNA from Rhagoletis pomonella (apple maggot), 701 nucleotides. Its product is annotated as ras-interacting protein RIP3-like. The record is from RefSeq and is a predicted model, not a curated record. The transcript has a single exon. NCBI's taxonomy places the organism in Eukaryota, Metazoa, Arthropoda, Insecta, Diptera, Tephritidae. The annotation marks the transcript as partial.